This is a messenger RNA of Hydractinia symbiolongicarpus, 2276 nucleotides long. RefSeq lists its product as uncharacterized. The coding region runs from base 977 to 2161 and encodes 394 amino acids. The transcript has a single exon. The record is from RefSeq and is a predicted model, not a curated record. Lineage: Eukaryota; Metazoa; Cnidaria; Hydrozoa; Anthoathecata; Hydractiniidae.
AUCCCCGCACAAAAAUAAUAGAAGUUUGUGCAAGAAAGAAGAUAUCGUAAGAACAUGGCAGAAAAACAUAAUUAGCUAGUUACAUGAAAUAAAAUAAUACACUAAGUCAAUGGAUUGAUGAAUAAUAUUCAGCACGACGUACCUUGGUACUUAAAGCAGCUUCCCCAGGUAUUGAAAGUCUUCUCGAUCUAGCAGUUUUAAAUUUCAGUGAUUGAAGGUAGACUUUGCAGAACAACAACACACUAGGCACACUUUGUACAACAACAGUAGGUCUAGCAAGAUUGCAUGAAAGCAAGAUAAAUAUUCCAGCGAUACUUCAUUUAUAUUCCGCUACUACUUUUUAAAAGAAUUUCGCAGAAAUGUGAAAACACAGCUAAGAGUGCUUCGAUUCUCAGCGGGCAGUGCGCAUGAUUCGACUUCAGCGGUAGCGAUGCAUAAACGACUGGUCUGUGGUCUGCAAAAUACGGGUUAAGACACGCACAACAUGAUAAGAAGCGGGAAAUAGGGUCGCGGAAAAAAAGAAGAAUUAUGGCGCGGGGGAGCGGGUAAGUUACGAUAUUCGGUCAGAUCGCAUGUCACUUUUGGUCGCACAAGCCGAAACCAAUACACUCCUCUCCUCCGGGACGAGUGUAAUAAUGAGAAAAGUCAAGACGAAUCGUUCAAUUUGAAAAAUCUGCCAGAUAGUGAGAAUGAUAACGACUCCGAUGUGGACAUCCCCGACCUAAACGGCACGUGUUUUAUCGUUUUUUGAUCUUGUCUUCUACCUCUGCUACGAUUUUGCUUCACCUGUUUUAAGCCAGCUGAAGUGAAUAAAAUUGCAGUUAAAGGGACUCAACUAAUCGUACAUUUGUUGUGCAGUGACCAUCAUGCUCACCAAUGGUCAUCGCAACCACUGGUGGGUAAGCGACCGUGGGGAAAUUUAUUGCUUUCCUCAGCCAUUUUAAUUUCCGGUAACACAUACCAACGCGUUAAAGAAAUGAUGCAAAUCGCAAGAAUACAUUUUUUGUGCAAAACCACCUUUUACGAAAUACAAAAAAAGUACAUAUUCCAAGCGAUUCACAAAAUAUAUUCCACUCAUCGAGAAUUGCGAUUUCAGUCUUACCUAGAAGGCAAUGAGGCACUAGACUUAGCAGGCGAUAAGAGGUGUGAUUCACCAGGUUACAGUGCAAAGUACGGAACUUACACGUUACUUAAUUCAAAAUCAAAUGAAAUAGUUGACUUUCAUGUAGUUCAUGUCGGCCAAGUUGGGAAUUCGUCGCGUAUGGAAAAACAAGGAUUGAUUGUUGUUCUUAAUCGUUUGUUAGAAAAUCAACUGUCAAUUGAAGGCAUUGCAACUGACAGGCACGUUCAAAUCCGGAAGUACAUGCGAGAAGAACGGAAGGAUAUUAAGCACCAUUUUGACGUAUGGCAUAUGGGGAAAAACAUUAAAAGAAAGUUGGUCAAAUGUUCCAAGAAAACAACUGCUAAAGAUUUACUUUCUUGGGUAAAAGCUGUCAUAAAUCAUUUCUGGUGGUGUUGCGCCUCUGGUAAUGGUAACGUGGUAGAGUUACGAGAGAAAUGGCUGAGUUUGUUGUGUCAUGUAAAGAACAAACACAAAUGGGAAAGCAACAAAAUAUAUCACAAAUGUGAACACUCUAAACUCUCUAAAUUAGAACAGCGAUCAAAAAAAUGGUUGAUGGAAGGAGCGCCUGCUUACAAAGCCCUUGAAUCUGUAGUUCGGGCUAAGUCUUUGUUGCGUGAUUUGAAGUACUUCGUCGAGUUCAAACACACAGGAAAUUUGGAAGUUUACCACUCACUCUACAACAAAUAUUGCCCAAAGAGGUUACACUUUAGCUUUGCAGGAAUGAUUGCUAGGUCACAACUCGCCGUUCUUGACUUUAAUGCUGGAGCUGGCUCCUCCCAUGCACAAACAUCGUCUGGAGAGCAUCGCUAUAAGCAACAAUACUCGAGGAUUACAGACUCCUGGGUUGUCAAAAAAGUUUACACGGAAAAGCAAAGGUCGUACGUAGAGGAUAUUGUAAGUGAAGUUAAGUAUUUGGUUAGAACUAAAGAAGGGUACGCAGCUCCCAAUGUCGCCGAUGUUCCAAAUUAUAUAGCGCCAAGAGAGAAACCAGAUAAAAAAGAAGCCAUUGAAAAUAUGAAAACAAGGUUUACAUUGUAAGAAUUUUUUUUUUAUUAGUAUUCAAUCCCCUCUUUAGCUCUAAGGUUGAAGUUGGUUCUUUUAUUCAGAAUCGGAAUCCGUGUUUUCAUACAGUCGUUUGUCGUCGGAUUUGCUC